AUGGUACUGUACUAUGCCCUUCUGCUGCUGCUGCUGCUGCUGCUGCUUUGCUGCUUUGUGUUGUGUGCUUGCCUGUUUGUUUGUCUGUCUGCUGGUUUACGUGUUUGGGCAGCUGUGUAUGUGUGGUGUUUGUUGCUUGUAGGAUGGUUGGGUGAAGGAUUAAGUGAGCUAGAAUGGCGGGUGUGGUUGCUACAGUGGUGGAUUGCCUUUUGGGCGGAACGGGUGUGUUAUGCGGUAGAAAAGGGUAGAUAUAAACAUGACAAAGAUACUAUAGCAGGGAAUAAUAGCACUAUAAAAAGAGGCGAAAGAUAA
Molecule: messenger RNA, 312 nt
Organism: Aplosporella prunicola CBS 121167
Lineage: Eukaryota; Fungi; Ascomycota; Dothideomycetes; Botryosphaeriales; Aplosporellaceae
Exons: 5
Coding region: 1-312 (103 amino acids)
Source: RefSeq, a predicted model, not a curated record